GAAGUUUUUGACUAACAAUAAUGACAUAUUAGUCACCAGAGCCGACAAGGGACAGGUUACCGUAGUCAUGGAUAAACCAGACUAUGUCAACCAAAUGAACGAGCUCCUAAAUGAUACAUCAACGUACCGUAAAAUAAAAAAAGAUCCCAUCAAUACACUAACGUCAAAAAUUAACUCUCUCGUCAAAUCUUGGCACGAUAACGACAUAAUCGACACACAAACCUAUAGGUCCCUAAAUUGCACGAAUGGCAAUCUCCCGCGAUGCUAUGGGCUACCAAAAAUACACAAGAACGGAUACCCAUUACGUAUCAUUGUGUCUGCGUUGGGUAGCCCACUUUACAACAUUGCUAGAUUCCUACAUGACAUCCUACAUCACUCAGUUCAUAAACCGACGUCUCACGUCAAAGAUAGCUGGUCAUUCGUACAAAAAAUUAGCAACACUACUAUUCGCUCUGAUGAACUGCUCGUUUCGUUGGACGUCACGUCUCUCUUUACGAACAUCCCGAAAGAGUUAGUCAUUAAAGCUAUCGAGAAACGCUGGACCGAGAUUUCAACUAACACCGCUCUUAACCUACCUCAGUUCAUAUACGCUAUCGAACUAGUACUAAAUUCCACCAGUUUCAAAUUCGACGGACAAUAUUACGAGCAGAUUUUUAGUAGCCCUAUGGGAUCACCUUUGUCACCGAUCUUGGCCGACUUAGUCAUGGAUGAUCUGGAGACGGAAUGCCUUAAAAAACUUGACUUCGAAAUACCUAUUUUCU
Messenger RNA from Vollenhovia emeryi, 761 nucleotides. RefSeq lists its product as uncharacterized. The annotation marks the transcript as partial. The record is from RefSeq and is a predicted model, not a curated record. The transcript has a single exon. NCBI's taxonomy places the organism in Eukaryota, Metazoa, Arthropoda, Insecta, Hymenoptera, Formicidae.